CCUCUCCUGCCCCUGCUGUGACAUUCUGAAGCCUGGUGAUAUAAACAUUGACCACGUGCUCCUCCCCACCAACACUUCCUGUUCUUGUGAUCACGUGUCCCCGGACGUCCGCUGUCAGUGCCGGAAGUGGGGAGCAGCUGUCUUGGGUCAUCACUAGAAUCAGGAUUAGACGCUUCCUGUUAAGCCAAAAUCCAGCGAGAGAUGACGGGUAACGGAGCGAACGACCCGAGGAGACCGGGGAAAAUAAACCGGUACAAAGCCCCAACCACAGAGAGCUCCCCUACUCUAGAUGAUCCUACACCGGAUUAUAUGAACCUGCUGGGGAUGAUAUUCAGUAUGUGUGGCCUCAUGCUUAAGCUGAAGUGGUGUGCAUGGAUUGCAGUGUAUUGCUCCUUUAUCAGUUUCGCCAAUUCUCGCAGCUCCGAAGACACAAAGCAAAUGAUGAGCAGCUUUAUGUUAUCCAUCUCUGCUGUAGUAAUGUCUUAUCUACAGAACCCACAGCCCAUGUCACCUCCCUGGUAGGACUAUUCAUCCGGGGAAUCUAUACUGUCUGUCAGGCCCCAGGUUUGGGGGUCUUUUCUCAAUAAAUAGACUGAUUCCGGAGAUAUUUGAGUCUGUGAAGGAGUCUUUGCUGCUGCUCUCAA
This is a messenger RNA of Xenopus laevis (African clawed frog), 644 nucleotides long. RefSeq names its product WD repeat domain 83 opposite strand S homeolog (gene wdr83os.S). The transcript is spliced from 4 exons. NCBI's taxonomy places the organism in Eukaryota, Metazoa, Chordata, Amphibia, Anura, Pipidae. The record is from RefSeq and is a predicted model, not a curated record. The coding region runs from base 202 to 522 and encodes 106 amino acids.